Cryptomeria japonica (Japanese cedar) is the source of this 522-nucleotide messenger RNA. RefSeq lists its product as uncharacterized. The transcript has a single exon. NCBI's taxonomy places the organism in Eukaryota, Viridiplantae, Streptophyta, Pinopsida, Cupressales, Cupressaceae. The coding region runs from base 1 to 522 and encodes 173 amino acids. The record is from RefSeq and is a predicted model, not a curated record.
AUGGUGAGAGAACCUACUAAAUUAAGUGAUAAGCUGCUCAAUCUUAUCCCUCCAAUCCUGAAUGAUGCUGACAAUGAGCUGGUAAUGUGUCAAGUUACCGAAGAGGAAGUUAAAGAGGUGGUUUUUGCUAUGGCUGCCUAUAAGGCCUCAGGCCCUGAUGGCUUCCCCCCGACCUUCUUUCAGGUGUUUUGGGAGAUUGUGAAGUAUGAUUUGAUAAAAGCCACCAGGGACUUCAUUCAAAUGGGGAACCUUCUGAAGAAACUGAAUAAUACUUUCAUUGUGUCAGUUCCUAAAGUUCCCUAUCCAAAGCUUAUAAUUGAUUUCCGUCCUAUCAGUCUGUGCAAUAUGGUUUACAAGAUCUUUUCUAAAGUUGUUGUUAACCGAAUCAAACCUCUUCUUGAUAGAGAUAUUAGCCCCUCACAGAGGGUUUUAUUUCGGGUAGGCAGAUCCUCGAUGCGGUCAUCACUACUCAUGAAGUCAUUCAUUCCAUGGAGAGGAGUUGCAACCCAGGUAUGGCUUUGA